Messenger RNA from Puntigrus tetrazona (Sumatra barb), 4202 nucleotides. RefSeq names its product kelch-like family member 26 (gene klhl26). The record is from RefSeq and is a predicted model, not a curated record. Gene Ontology annotation, molecular function: protein binding. Lineage: Eukaryota; Metazoa; Chordata; Actinopteri; Cypriniformes; Cyprinidae. The coding region runs from base 235 to 2052 and encodes 605 amino acids. The transcript has 4 exons.
CUCGUGAGCGCGCAGCAGCAGCAGCCGCGAGGACGCGCAGAGGGUGAGAGGCGCGCGCAGCAGCCCGCUCACCCGACACUCUCACGCGUGAAGCGGGCUGUUUGUUUGUUUGUUUGUUUGUCUGUCUGUCACCGCCGCGUCUUGUAUUCCGACUUUUCUUGAAGACCGAGCAUGGUUAGCGGUAAUUUGGGCUUCUGCACACGAUGACCUUCCUCAUCCUCAUCCUCGCUGAGCAUGGCGGAGUCAGAUGGUGUGGAGUUCUGUGCGAAUCGAGCUCAAAGCAGCAUGGCUAACAACAAGAAUAGCACGCUCCGUUGUACUUUCUCGGCCCCCAGCCACAGCAACACUCUCCUGAGGGGACUGUCUGCUCUGCGCGAUCAAGGUCAGUUGUUGGAUGUGGUUCUGGCCAUUGACAACGAGCGGUUUGAGGUUCACAAAGCGGUUUUGGCCUCCUGCAGUGACUACUUCAGAGCCAUGUUUACUGGAGGAAUGAAGGAGUCAAACCAGAACACCAUCGAGCUAAAAGGUCUUUCAGCCAGAGGACUGAAGCACAUUAUUGAUUUUGCCUACAGUUCUGAGGUCACUCUGGACUUGGACUGCAUUCAGGAUGUUCUUGGUGCAGCCGUCUUCCUACAGAUGGUGCCUGUGGUGGAGCUUUGUGAGGAGUUCCUGAAAUCGGCCAUGAGCGUUGAGACUUGCCUAAACAUCGGCCAGAUGGCCACCACUUUUAGCCUCUCGUCCCUUAAGCAGUCGGUCGACGCGUUCACCUUCCGCCACUUCCUGCAGAUAGCUCAGGAGGACGACUUCCUUCACAUUCCAAAGGAACGACUGGUUUUCUUCCUUCAGAGCAACAAGUUGAAGAACUGUAAUGAGAUCGACUUGUUCCACGCGGCAAUCCGCUGGCUGCAGCACGACGCAUCCAGACGAGCGGGGGCCAGCGAAGUGCUCUGCCAUGUGCGUUUCCCUCUAAUGCGUUCGUCUGAACUCGUGGACAGCGUCCAAACCAUCGACAUCAUGGUGGAGGAUGUGCAGUGUCGACACUUUCUCCUAGAGGCCUUCAAUUAUCAGAUCCUUCCAUUCCGACAGCACGAAAUGCAAUCACCUCGAACUUCCAUUCGUUCAGACGUCACGUCUCUUAUUACGUUCGGUGGAACGCCCUAUACCGAUAACGAUCGGACGGUCAGCGGCAAAGUCUACUAUCUGCCUGACGUCACAGUGCGACAGUUCAAAGAGUUGACGGAAAUGGAGAUGGGAUGCAGCCAUGCGUGUGUAUCUGUUCUUGACAAUUUUGUGUAUGUCGUGGGUGGACAGCAUUUGCAGUAUCGCAGUGGAGAGGGCGCAGUCGACAUCUGUUUCCGCUACGAUCCCCAUUUGAACCAGUGGCUUCGAAUCCAACCCAUGCAAGAGAGCCGCAUUCAGUUUCAGCUCAACGUAUUGCAUGGACAGAUUUAUGCUACUGGGGGACGCAACCGAUCUGGCAGCUUGUCCUCUGUAGAGUGCUAUUGUCCGAGGAAAAAUGAAUGGACUUUUGUGGAUUCCCUCAAAAGGCGGAUAUGGGGUCAUGCCGGAGCGACGUGCGGCGAGAAACUCUACGUCUCAGGAGGUUACGGCGUGUCUGUGGAGGAUAAGAAGACUCUCCAUUGCUAUGAUCCGACCUCGGAUCAGUGGGACUUCAAGUGUCCCAUGAAUGAGCCAAGAGUCUUGCAUGCUAUGAUCAGUGUGAACAACCGUAUUUAUGCUCUCGGUGGCAGAAUGGACCAUGUUGACCGCUGCUUUGAUGUACUAGCUGUAGAGUAUUACGUUCCAGAAACCGAUCAAUGGACAACAGUCCAACCGAUGCGAGCUGGUCAAUCAGAGGCUGGCUGCUGUCUGCUGGAUAAAAAGAUCUAUAUAGUCGGAGGAUACAACUGGCACCUCAAUAACGUCACUAGUAUUGUACAGGUUUAUAAUACGGAGACCGAUGAGUGGGAAAGAGAUCUUCAUUUUCCAGAGUCUUUUGCGGGAAUAGCUUGUACGCCUAUUGUACUUCCUCAAACAACCACCCAGCGCUAAGCACAUAAUGCAUUUACUGCAUAUUUAAGCUUAAGAUUUAGCGUCCACCUGGACUGCAGUGAAAGUAAUGGUGUAAUUGGCUUUGCCAUAAUGUCAUGUCUUUGGUUUUGAAGCAUGCUUGAUUGAAAGGUUUGUUCACAACGAUAUAAAAGCACACUUUUUUUUGAGAAUGUGAAGCAUCUUCCUACACACUUCUCAAGCAGUAUUGUUGUCCUCGGCUCUUCUUGUAGAUUGCCAUGUUUCAUACUAAUGAGGGUUAUGUACAAGUCCCUAUGGGAUUUGCACUGACAGCAGGCUUGAAUGGACCCACAACAUUGGAGCUAUGUCAUCAAGUUUUCAUCUUUGUGAAUAUCCGACAUGUAUUCACAAUACUUCCUAACCUCCAGAAGUUAGUGCAAGUUUAUAAUGCAGAGACCGAUGAGUGGGAAAGAGAUUUUCAUUUUCCGUAAUCUCUUUUGGGACUUACACUUAUUGUAUUUCCCCAAACAACCACCCAGAGCUAAGCACAGGAAUUGUCUUUAUAUUUGAUUUCUGAGGAUGUGAAGCAUCUUUCUGCACACUUCUCAUGCAGUAAUGUUGUCUUUUGUAGAUUGCCCCAUUUCAUACUAAUGAGGGUUUCGUACAAGUGCCUGUGGGAUUUGCAAUGAUGACAAACUUGAAUGGGCCAGCAACACUGGGGCAAUGUCAUCAUGACUUCAUGAAGGAUUUAUGGUGUGACUAAAUGACACAAUCAAAAACUAUUCACAAGCAAUUAUUAUUAUAACGACUCUUUAUUCCAAUUCAUGUCAUUUGGGAUGGAUGAAUGAAUUGGUUGACAUCCAAACAAUUAAAAACUUUACCUCUGGGACAGAGUUGGCAAAACAUUACAGUAUGAUAUUUUGAAUUUGGUCCGCAAGUUACAAUUUGGACAAAAUUGUCCACUUUGCCAGGAUUUUGAAGAAGCUCUAGGUUUAAAACAUUGAACGUUAGCAUGCUCUUCUCAAGAUGUAAAGCUGGCUCUGGUUCUUCUUGUAGAUUACCACAGUGUGUGAAUCUCUUGGGUACAGCUCAGAUCUCUAUAUCACCGUUUAGGAUGCAGAUGGUCCCAGGCACAGCCUGUAUUCCUCUAAAUUAGACAUGACCUUGAAUUCAUGCAAAACGGUAGACCUGAUCUAUAUGUUUUUUUUAGGCAAACUUGUUUGUUUUGUGAUCAUUUGUAGAAGCGCCACUAGCAAGAUGUAGUGGCUGGUGUGUUAAUAUAUUUUGUGACGCUUUAUUUUGUGGCAGGUUCCUGAUAUUAGUUUUUUUUGUUUUAAUAUUUAUUAUUAUUAUUAUUAUUAUUCCUAAAAAUUAAGGGAACAUUUAAGAUAUUACCUCAUUUUAGGAUUUUUUUUUUUCCUAUCACAAACUAAACAAGCACAUUUCGUUAUGCACUUUAAUAUUCAGUGUGGUAAAUCCAGUGAUUUGAUUACUGAACAGUUGAAAAUGUGUUUUUGUUUUCUGUGAACAUGUAAUUUAGACAAGAUAUACAGUAUUACACAGUAGGUACUGGAUCACGUAUAUGGGACUAUGGCACAAACAUUUCGUAAUGACAUUGUUUUGGCAUGUUUUGUAUGAAUACACACUACAUUCUAGAAAAUUCCUUUUUUUUUUUUUUUUUUUUUAUUUGUGCAUUUAAUGAUUUAUUACAUUUAUUUUAAAUAUCUCAAUUUUUUUCAACAACACCAUUUUAUGUAUAUAAAUGGGUAAAUGACCACGAUUACAGUAGUAAAUGACUUGCCCUUAGCUCAGGACUCAUUUACAUGCUGAUAUAAAAUGUAAACCCAAAUAUGGACAAUAUCUGGUAAGACUUUUGAGCAAGUCAGCUGGGUCUUAUGAACAAAUGGCCUUUUAAUCUUGUAUUUAUGUCACAGAUCAGCCUUAAUCAACUUGAUAAAAGCAUUUAAAGUGCUGUUCGGUUAUUUCUUUCAUUCUCGUUGUUUUUAGAUUUAACGAAAAUCCUUUGUAUAAGUGCAUUUAUGAACAUCCAAAAAUUUAUAGCAUGUGGUUAAAUCACAAAAAACUUUGAAACUUUCAAUUUAUUAUUUCAAUCCUGUUCCAAUUUUGAUGUACGAAGUUACGUGUUGAACUUUUCAGGCGUGUUGUGUACUUAAUAAAUAACACUGAAUGUA